CAGCUGGGCCCCACUUAUGAUUCCCUCUUGCAAGCAUGAAGCCCACUAGCCCAGCGGCUACUACCUCGCGCUGGCCACUCCUCCCUUCUUGCCUUCACGGGCGUUGCUCGGCGUGUCCGUACACCGGCGGCGACAGGCGGCGUCCUCUGAACAAGGCAACAUGAUUCCCGAGGAGAGGAUGCUACCAGCAAGCAUGGAAAUACUUACCACUGUUGGGCAGAUCAUUCCAACACCAACGUAAGUUGCGGAAAAAUUAAAGUAGAAGCUGCAAGGAUAUAAAACAAUCUCAUGAUUAAUUAGAUUUUUCAUGCAGAUAUAAUUGCUAGUUUUCUGGUAACAUCAAAUUCGAUUUUACCCCCCCCCCCCUCAUAUAUUUUUUUAAUUGUUUACCUAUCCCUUACCCUCUGUGGUAUGCUUUGAGUCCAAAUGUUGGGAUCGAAGCAAGUCCACAGUUAGGUCCACCUGUGUAGAACCAUUGAAAAAUGUUCCAGCACAGACUUCCUGCGAAGGAUUGAAGCAUGACAGACACUUGCCUCCUGGACUCAAAAAGUGCUGAAAUCUUUGAUCUCCAUUGCUUCUCUUGGACUCAUUGAGAGCAAGAACGAUCCAAAACCACCUGAUAACAUGCUAGCAUAGAGGUGAGCCAUGAUCACACCCAAUUAUUUUAGUUAAUGAUGACUGCAUUGAUGGAGAAAUUGUUACAAGCUGCCAUCUAGAUUUUCAUAUGCAUUUAUAUACUCACCACUGGACACCAUGCUGGCACACGCAACCACACAUGUCUGGAUGAUGGUGUUCUCCUGGCGGGUGAAUGGCUCAUGGAACACAUCGAAUCUCCAUAAUAUGUGCGUCCAUAUCUUAAGGAGAAAUAGACUUAGCAUGGCUGCUGGGAUGUUGAGAGAUGGCACCACCCCAGUCAUGAAGACAAGAUUCAUGCCCACACUACUUAAGAUGGUGCCAAGUAAUAUGCUUGCCACCACUGAUCGCACGGUGAUCUGCUCGGUCCAUGCUCGAACCGGCUCUCCUUCAAAUGCGCGCUCUGUUGAUGGGCCCUCCCUUGGAUCACCAACUGGCUCCAUGCUUUAUCCCUUUCCUCUCUCCAACAAAUUGCAUAUGACAACUUGUCAGAGAGAGUUGAGGGCUGCGUGUAAGGGUGGAAGAUUGUCCUCAGACGCCGAUUGUUCAAGCUGAUCUUCAGAAUUUUGAUUGGCUAAAAAGGUUUGGCUCUUUAUAGAGAAAACAAGGUCGCAGGUUGGGUUGUUGCAGCUGGUGGCAUUGAGGGACAAUUCUAACCAUACAAUGUUGUGGAAAUUAGAAGGUAAUUAACGGACACGGCAGGGUGGCUAUAGGAGAUAUUUCAAUUUAAUCGUGCCUCACAUGCUCCACUCUAUUUCCUUGCUAUUUUUAGUAGUGAUCCAUUCAUUCUUGUCAUUUUCUUUGCAUGGUUAGUUUGUUGCGCUUUGUUUUGUCACGUGAUGCUAAUAAUAAUCUUGUUUUGAUGUGUGUUACAGAUAAGUCCCUCGAAGAAACAAAACACAACUGUGAUAAAAGGCAAGCUAAAGAUAGUUUCAAGGCAGCAAAUGUGGUUACCCUAUACUUAGAAGGAACAGUGCUCCUUAAUUAACUACCAUGCUCCCUAUAAAAGCCUUCUCUCCCCUUCUCUCCCAUUGCAUCCAGCAUUUGAUUAUGUGUGUAUGUCUUGGUUAAAACCAAGACAUACACACAGAAUCGAACAAAUAGUUAAAGCUUAUUGUUCCAUCAAAUGCAACUAAUCGGUCCCCCACAAUGGAGCAUGUCAAUGAUCCCCAGGAAGGUAUCUCAACAGAACGCGCCUUUGAGGCAGAUCCUAUCCCAUCGCUGUCGGAGACCAUCACCCUACGGUCAUUGGUGCUUAGCCUCAUCCUUGGUGCAUCCCUCAGCGCCGUCGCCAUGAAGAUCAGCCUAAACUCAGGCUUCCUCCCACCGCUCACCAUUCCGGCCGGCCUCAUUGGUUUUUACCUCUCCCGUGCAUUGAUCCGUGUUCUUGAUUAUUUUGAGGUGGCACACCUGCCAUUCACCCGCCAGGAGAACACCGUCAUACAAACCUGUGUCGCCGCCUGCUCCGCCAUUACAUUUAGUGGUGGGUUUGGAACGUACAUCCUCGCGAUGGGCAAGGAAGCAGCUGGAGGGGAUAUCGGGGAUGGGAAGAAUAUUGUCGAGCCAAGCAUUGGCCGGUUGAUCACUUUCCUCUUCCUCGUCAGUUUCUCUGGAAUGUUCAUCCUCAUGCCCUUGAGGAAGGUCAUGAUCAUUCGUCACGGGUUGACAUACCCUAGUGGCAUGGCCACGGCACAACUUAUCAAUAGCUUCCAUACCCCUCAAGGCGCCAACAACGCAAGGCACCAAGUGCACAUUCUGUUCAGAUCAUUGGGGGGAACCAUAUUCUGGAACGCAUUCCAGUGGUUUUUCACUGCUGCAAAGGGCUGCGGCUUCAGAGCCUUCCCCGUGUUUGGCCUUGAGGCAUAUAAGCAUGGAUUCUACUUCGACUUCUGCAUGACCAAUAUCGCAAUCGGCAUGCUAUGCCCAUACAUAAUCACUGUCUCCUUGUUCAUCGGGAGUGUUAUCUCAUGGGGGAUCGUUUCGCCAUACAUUGCAGCAAAGGAGGGUAUCUGGUACACUACUGAACUUAGCACGGCAACCCUCGGCAACAUGAGGGGCUAUAAGGUCUUCAUUGGAGUGUCCAUGAUACUCGCCGAUGGCCUCUUCAACUUCCUGUCCAUCAUGCUCUGCACAUUGUGCGCCAUGUACAAGAGGCGCAGGCAGCCAAUGCAAGGACAAGAUGGCAGUGAUGGUGAUAGUGACAUGCAGUUGCCGUUCCACAGCCUCAAUGCUGCUGAGCAGCAGAAGACGAUGCAGAGCUUCGACGACCGGCGCAGGGCGCAGGUGUUUGUCCGGGACCAUAUACCAAACGGGGUCAGCAUUCUCUGCUACAUCCUCCUGUCAGCGCUCUGCGUCGUCGCCAUCCCCUACCUCUACCCGCAGAUAAGGCCCCACCAUGUCGCCCUCAUCUACCUGGCUGCUCCGGUCUUCGCCUUCUGCGACGCCUAUGGCUUUGGCGUGACCGACAUGAACCUGUCGAGUACCUACGGCAAGCUGGCUAUGCUCCUCGUUGGCUCGGUGGUGGGCUGUGACAAUGGCGGUGUGAUCGCUGGCCUCGUCUCUUGCGGGAUCGUGAUGGCAACCAUGUGUAACAGCAACAACCUGAUGCAGGAACUCAAGACAGGGUAUCUAACCCUGACCUCGCCGCGCGCUGUGUUCAUCAGCCAGGCGAUCGGCACUGGGCUCGGGUGCGUCAUCAACCCGGUCAUGUUCUGGGCCUUCUACAAGGCGCAGGACGGCGACACCAACCUCUUCGACGCGCCCUACGCCCGGGUGUACCGCGGCAUCGCCAUGCUGAGCGCCGGCGGGAAGGGGCUGCCCCUGCACAGCCUGUGGCUCUGCAAGCUCUUCUUUGCGCUGGCGCUGGCGCUGAGCGUGUUCCGGGAUGUGGCCUCACGGAAGCAGUGGCGCGUGGCGCCAUACAUGCCGAGCACCAUCUGCGUGGCUAUCGCCUUCGUGGUGCCGGCACGCAUGCCCAUCGACAUGUUCCUGGGCAGCCUGGUGAUGUACCUGUGGAGGCGCGCCGACUCCGGCAAGGCGCUGACGUUCUCGGCGGCGGUGGCGUCGGGGCUGAUCUGCGGGGAUGGGCUCGGGAACCUGCUGUCGUCGAUGGUGGCGCUGACGCACGCAACGGCGCCCAUGUGCAUCAAGUUCGUGUCGAGCAGCGAAAACGUCAAGCUGGACGCCUUCCUGGCUACACUGACUAGGACAUGACAUAGCUUCUUCUUGUUGGGAUCUUUGUAAAUUUUCCGUAGGGGGCGUAGUUUGCCGUGUUGUAUCCACUUGUAAUUGAGUUAAUUUCAGUCUGAAUUUACAAGUGAAUACAAUUUUAAAUCUCUGUGUC
Molecule: messenger RNA, 3976 nt
Organism: Panicum virgatum (switchgrass)
Lineage: Eukaryota; Viridiplantae; Streptophyta; Magnoliopsida; Poales; Poaceae
Product: probable metal-nicotianamine transporter YSL7
Exons: 6
Coding region: 1783-3846 (687 amino acids)
Cellular component (GO): membrane
Molecular function (GO): oligopeptide transmembrane transporter activity
Source: RefSeq, a predicted model, not a curated record